Molecule: messenger RNA, 972 nt
Organism: Dipodomys spectabilis (banner-tailed kangaroo rat)
Lineage: Eukaryota; Metazoa; Chordata; Mammalia; Rodentia; Heteromyidae
Product: olfactory receptor 4C3-like
Exons: 1
Coding region: 1-972 (323 amino acids)
Biological process (GO): G protein-coupled receptor signaling pathway
Cellular component (GO): membrane
Molecular function (GO): olfactory receptor activity; G protein-coupled receptor activity
Source: RefSeq, a predicted model, not a curated record
AUGGAAACAUCAUACAACAUUACAGAAUUUUUCAUGCUUGGACUCUCACAGAAGCCAGAGGUACAAAGAGUUUUCUUUGUGGUCUUUCUGGUUAUCUAUGUGAUCACAGUUUGUGGCAACAUGCUCAUUGUGGUCACCAUUACCUUCAGUGCCAUCCUGGCUUCCCCUAUGUAUUUUUUUCUGGCCAACCUCUCCGUUAUUGACACAUUUUAUUCUUCUUCUUUGGCACCUAAGCUCAUCGCUGAUUCCUUGUAUGAGGGGACAACCAUUUCUUACAACAGCUGCAUGGCUCAGCUCUUUGGAGCCCAUUUUUUGGGUGGUGUUGAGAUCAUUCUGCUCACGGUGAUGGCCUAUGACCGCUACAUGGCCAUCUGUAAGCCCCUGCACUACACCACCACCAUGACCAGACAUCUGUGUGCCAUGCUGGUGGGCGUGGCUUGGCUGGGGGGCUUCCUGCAUUCAUUGAUCCAACUCCUCCUGGUCCUUCAGCUGCCCUUCUGUGGGCCCAAUGUGAUUGAUCACUUCGUGUGUGACUUGUACCCUUUGCUGGAGCUCGCCUGUACGGACACCUAUAUCAUUGGUCUUCUGGUGGUUGCUAACAGCGGUGUGAUCUGCCUGCUGAACUUCCUCAUGCUGGCGGCAUCGUACAUCGUCAUCCUGAGGUCUUUGAGGUCCCACAGUGCUGAGGGAAGGCGCAAGGCCCUGUCGACCUGCGGGGCCCACUUCACUGUGGUCGCCUUGUUCUUUGUGCCCUGUGUGUUUAGUUAUAUGCGUCCAUCCAUUACUUUAUCUAUAGACAAAUGCAUGGCGGUGUUUUAUGGUAUCCUGACACCUAUGCUGAAUCCCCUCAUUUAUACUCUGAGAAAUGAAGAGGUGAAAAAUGCCAUGAGAAAGAUUUUUCAUGCAGUAGGAAAUUGCAGCUGGAUACUGAAUGGUAAAGCAGGAACGCAAAGCAACUCUUCCUGUAGAUGA